UUGGUGCUGAUUGUGGUUGCGGCCAUACUGGGGAAUGGCUUGGUGUGCUUGGCCGUCUACUGCAACAGCAAACUGAGGAACAUGUUCAAUUAUUUUCUGGUCUCCCUUGCAAUCUCUGAUCUCAUGUCUGCCUUGUUUAUUAUGCCUAUGUCCAUUUUUAAAACAUCUACAGACCACGUGAUCAUACCGAAGUUGAUGUGCGUCACGUGGUACAGCCUAGAUGUCCUCUUUACGUCAUCGUCGAUAUGCCACCUCUGCAUGAUCUCCGUGGACCGUUACCUGACCUUGACCUACCCGCUCAAAUACGGCCAUUCAAAGAAAAAGAAGCACACGUUAAUGAAGAUAGCUCUCGUUUGGAUCAUUUCAAUUUGCAUCGCUGGACCCCUAUUCGCCCUAACUUGGAUCGACAAAGAACCAUUAGUUAACGGCACCGAUAAUUCUAGGGAUGGUAUCUCAUUUUACUUGCCCCUGCUAAUAAUGACCAUCAUGUAUGCACUGACAGUCAGGGCUCUGCGUCUACAAGUCCAAGAAAGGCGUCGUUUAGAAGCAACUACCACAGCUGCCACAACUUCGCGGUCGUCAACGGCCACGUUAAACAUCGGCGAUAAUUUCUCGAAAAAAUCAAGUUUUUCGUCGAGUUUUCGGAUCUCACCGUCUUUUCGUCGGAUCGUUUUUCCAAAUCAAAAAAGAAAGGCGAGCGCGCCUGCGGUGGCUUCAAUGGCUGCUGCUGCCGACUGCAAACAGGAUUUGUAUUGUCAGAAGGUUCUCGGAAUACUAUUCGUGGUAUUCGUAGCCUGCUACCUGCCGUUCUUCGCCCUCUACCUGGUUAGGGGGGUGUGUGACAGGUGCAGGCCCUACAUCACGGUGGAGAUACUGGUGGCUCUCGAGUGGGUGGCUUACAGCGCCGCCCUCAUCAACCCGAUCAUCUACCACGUCUUCAAUCCAGAUUUCAGAAGGACGUUUCAGCAGUUGCUUCGUUGUCGAUGU
Helobdella robusta is the source of this 987-nucleotide messenger RNA. RefSeq lists its product as hypothetical. Gene Ontology annotation, biological process: G protein-coupled receptor signaling pathway, coupled to cyclic nucleotide second messenger; chemical synaptic transmission. Gene Ontology annotation, cellular component: membrane; dendrite. The annotation marks the transcript as partial. The transcript is spliced from 5 exons. The record is from RefSeq and is a predicted model, not a curated record. Lineage: Eukaryota; Metazoa; Annelida; Clitellata; Rhynchobdellida; Glossiphoniidae. Gene Ontology annotation, molecular function: G protein-coupled serotonin receptor activity; neurotransmitter receptor activity.